AUGGCACGCACGUUCUCGAUCGUUCCGUCGAGGAACGCCCACGACACGUUCCGCAAAGGCGUCGUUGCAAUCCAGAUCACAUUCCCCAUCACAGCGCUGCCGACGACCCUCAUCGCGUCCGCCACUUCGAACUCUAUCGCCCAGUUCGCCAGUUUUGCCCAUUUCGCAAACGCCCCCAACAUCGCCAUCGACUGUCAAGUGGCAUCGCCACAACAGCAGCUCCUGCAGACCGUUAGCCGUUAG
Molecule: messenger RNA, 243 nt
Organism: Phytophthora infestans T30-4
Lineage: Eukaryota; Oomycota; Peronosporomycetes; Peronosporales; Peronosporaceae
Exons: 1
Coding region: 1-243 (80 amino acids)
Source: RefSeq, a predicted model, not a curated record